CCACUGCAAGGCAGUCGGGUCUGAAAUACUUGUUCUCGGGGCUUGUAUAUUAUGACUCCUGUUCCUUACAAUGGCCAAGCGAUCGAAGACGACGCUUUCAAGGUCCUGAUCACCGGCUUUGGGCCCUUCGCAAACAUCUCACAGAAUCCGUCAUGGAUGGCGGUCAAGGACCUGCACAAUGAGGUACUGGUUGUCGACCCUACUGUCGAGCCAGUUCCUGUUGAGCCGCCCGCGGCAAGCUUACCGCCGCCACCCAAGCGCGCUCCGCCCCCACAAGGCCCGCUGCCUCCACUUGGUGCAAAGCCGGAACCCCCAUCUGACAAGAUGGACACGACUCCCGACCCUGUGCCAGCGCCAGCGCCUCCGCCCCCACCCCCACCUGCACCCGCGCCUCCCCGAGCGCCCCCCUCUGACCCAUCCUCCGACCCCAUUCCGAUCGAGAUCGACCGGGACCCGCGUCAAAUACACAUAACCACGCAUCAGGUUCCCGUAAUAUACCAACACGUACUGGACGAAGUACCUACCAUGCAUACACGCCCGCCCACCUUCAAGCACAUGCCCGAACUGACUCCCGAGAUACCCGCUCCCGAGAAGGGAUACGACUUCGUCUUGCACGUCGGAGUCGCAGGUCGUGGACCGCUACGGGUGGAACGGAGGGGACACAAGAUAGGCUACUUGAUGAAGGAUAUCACCGGCGAGCUGCCACCCAUCGUGGCAAAAGCGGAACUGACGGAUCAGGAGAAGGUCGAACUGGCGAUGGCGCAAAGGCAUCGGGCUGCGAACAACCUAGAUGAGAAGGAAGCGAAAGUCGCGGAGGUGCCAAACCGCGGGUUCGGUGUUGGGUACGAGAAGAUGCCCGCCGAGCUCGAGACAGACAUCAACGUGCCAAAGCUCAUACACUACAUCAAGGAAUCUGGGAUGGAUGAAAUUUACUCGUCAAUGGACGCUGGCUACUAUCUGUGUGAUUUCAUCUACUACUGUUCUCUCGCCGAAGCCCAGCGUGCAGUGGCACCCUCUUCCAACUCUCCCAACCACCCCGAAACUCCCGACCGCCCGCGACCAACAAAGGUCCUUUUCCUGCAUGUCCCUCCAGUCGGUCAGCCUUUGAGCACCGAAGAAGUAACAGAAACUAUCAAGAAGAUCGUGAUAUGGGUUUGCUCUGGGUUGGUUUAGGGGCGUGCAAUCAUAGCCUGACUGUUUUGUAUACCAAAGGCACGCAGGUACUAGCUUCACUGGUCCAGAACUGUCGUCGUCCCAUGAUGCACUAUAUCGUGUAGCUAUUAUUGGGAUCAACAUCACAUCAUGUAUGACUAUCGUAUUGCUGAUCUACGGGGAACUAUCAACGUGGCAUGUCCGUGAGGAAAUCAACUUGCAAGACUCCAAUAUCCUAUGAGGCCGGAUUGUUGGUAGGCGCUGCUGUGCCUGAUAUCGGCUUUGGAACGGGCUGGGAAACGGGAGUUGGACCAGCAU
Punctularia strigosozonata HHB-11173 SS5 is the source of this 1470-nucleotide messenger RNA. RefSeq lists its product as uncharacterized. Bases 52 to 1173 code for a protein of 373 amino acids. Gene Ontology annotation, biological process: proteolysis. NCBI's taxonomy places the organism in Eukaryota, Fungi, Basidiomycota, Agaricomycetes, Corticiales, Punctulariaceae. The transcript has 3 exons. The record is from RefSeq and is a predicted model, not a curated record.